Sarcophilus harrisii (Tasmanian devil) is the source of this 6284-nucleotide messenger RNA. RefSeq names its product autophagy related 2A (gene ATG2A). The coding region runs from base 1 to 5856 and encodes 1951 amino acids. Gene Ontology annotation, cellular component: phagophore assembly site; extrinsic component of membrane. The transcript is spliced from 42 exons. Lineage: Eukaryota; Metazoa; Chordata; Mammalia; Dasyuromorphia; Dasyuridae. The record is from RefSeq and is a predicted model, not a curated record. Gene Ontology annotation, biological process: autophagy of mitochondrion; piecemeal microautophagy of the nucleus; reticulophagy. Gene Ontology annotation, molecular function: phosphatidylinositol-3-phosphate binding.
AUGCGCAUCGCGCCUCGAGACUUAUUUCUCGACCAGUUCCGGAAACGGGGUUUUCCGGCGCCCCCCCCGACCAAUCAGCGGCUGCCUCCGGGCCGACCAAUGGCAGCGAGGCGGGGUGGCCGGCCGGGUUGGGGCGGGGAGCCGGGGCUAGGAGGGGCGGGGCGGCGAGCGCGGGGAGGUCCGGCCUAUGCGCGGCUGUGGCCGUGGUCGAGCUGCAUGAAGAAGCGGGCCUGCCGCUACCUGCUGCAGCACUACCUGGGCCACUUCCUGCAGGAGCGGCUGAGCCUGGAGCAGCUCAGCCUGGACCUGUACCAGGGCAGCGGCGGGCUGCGGGACAUCCACCUGGACGUCUGGUCUGUGAACGAGCUGCUGGAGUCGGUGGAGUCGCCCCUGGAGCUGGUCGAUGGCUUCGUGGGCUCCAUCGAGGUGGCGGUGCCCUGGGCCGCCCUGCUCACCGACCACUGCACCAUGCAGGUGUCCGGCCUGCAGCUCACUCUGCGGCCGCGGAGCGGGCAAGUGCCUGGGACGGCAGAAUCCCAGAGCUGGACGUCCUGCAUGACCACCAGCCUGCAGCUAGCUCAGGAGUGCCUUCGCGAGGGCCCCCCCGAGCCCUCUGAGCCCCCCCAGCCCCUGGAGGGCCUGGAGAUGUUCGCCCAGACCAUCGAGACAGUGCUUCGGAGGAUCAAGGUGACCUUCCUGGACACCAUUGUGCGGGUGGAACACGCGCCAGGCGGCGGCGACGGCGGCAUGGCGGUGGAGAUCCACAUUCAGAGACUGGAAUACUGUGAUGAGGCCGUGCGGGACCCGAGCCAGGCCCCCCCCGUGGACGUGCACCAGCCCCCCGCCUUCCUGCACAAGCUGCUGCAGCUCUCGGGUGUCAAGCUUCACUAUGAAGAGUGUCCCCCUUCUCAGGAAGAGUCCCCCGGCCCCCCCUUGCAGAUUGGCAGCUGCUCCGGGUAUAUGGAGCUGACCGUAAAACUGAAGCAGAACGAGGCCUUUCCUGGGCCCAGGAUGGAGGUGUCGGGGCAGCUAGGCUGCCUGCACCUGCUCCUGGCCCCCCAGCAUCUCCUGCAGCUGCAGGAUCUUCUCAGUGCCCUGAGCCUAGCAGACACGGAGGGGCUGUCGGAGAAGGCGAACAAGAACCGGCCCCUCAGGCCUGAGGACUUGCGACUUAUCGAGCAGGACCUGAGCCAGCAGCUCCAGGGGGGGCCGACGCCUCCCGGACCCCUGGGGGCCCGCCUGCCUGGCAAGGCAGCGGCCCCCAUCCCCCCAGAGAGCCUCCGCCCAGAGUCGCUGCUGAAAGUGACCCUGGGCGGAAUGACGCUGACAGCCCUGCAGCAGCCCCCCGGGGCUCCCCCCGGCUGCCCCCCCGACCUCGCUGCCCGCUUCUUUGCCGAGUUUGACGCUGCCAAAGAGGGACCCUUUGGGUCCCGGGACUUUCACCACCUCCGGCCCCGCUUCCAGAAGGCCUGUCCCCGAAGCCACGUGAGGCUAACGGGCUCCGCGGUGCAGCUGAGCUGGGAACAGCGCGGAGGGGCCGGCAGCAGGGGCCGGGCUUUUAGCACUGACCUGCUCUUUGGGCAGCUGGAGGUGCUGGAGUGUCUGUGGCCCGAAGGGGCGACUGAGCCCGAAUACACAGAGCUCCUGAGCUUCCCCAACGGCUCCGGCUUCGGGGCCUCGGCCCGCCCUUGUGCACACCUGCGGUACAUCCAGACCCAGCGCCGGAUCCCCAAGAGCCACCCCCGGCGGGCGGCCUCGUAUCUCUGUACCUCUGACUUGUCCUUGGAACUGGCCGAAUUCCAGUCUGACGUGGAGCUGGGGGCUCUGGACCGGCUCGGGGCGCUUUUCCAUCUCGCCACCACCCCGAUGGCCCAGGAGCAGGGCCUGCUGAGAGAGCCUCCUUGUACCGUGGAGCGCCAGACGGUCCUGCGGGUCACGGCCCCUCACGCCACCCUUCGGCUGCGAUUCCCCAUCCCCGACCUGCGUCCCCAGCACAACCCUUGGGCCGGCCGGGCCGUGCGGGAGGAACUUCUCCGCCUCGAGCUGACGGACCUGGAGUUUCAGUCCGAGCUGAGCCAUGGCCCCAACCCCCAGGCCCCCACCCUCUUGGAGCUGACCUGCAGCGACCUGCAUGGAACUUACGAGGACAGGGAGAAGCCUGCUGUCCCCUGCCUUCGAGUUUCCAAGACCCUGGAUCCCCAGGGCCCCGGACGCAAGUACAUCCUACCCAAGGCAGUGGUGACCCUGAACCCCCAGUGCAGCAGCUCCCAGUGGGAUGUGGUCCUGGAGAAGGGGGAAGAAGUGGAGCUGUCAUCAGCCGAGAGCCCCUGUGAGCUGCGGCAGCCUGAGCCUUCGCCCUUUUCCUCCAAGAGGACCAUGUAUGAGACUGAGGAGAUGGUGAUUCCCGGAGAUCCUGAGGAGAUGGGAGAAUUCCAGAGCCGAACGCUGGCCCUGUCCCGCUGCAGCCUGGAGCUGAUCCUGCCCAGUGCCCACAUUUUCCUGCCCAGCAAGGAGGUCUAUGAGAGCAUCUACAACAGGAUCAAUAACGACCUGCUCAUGUGGGAGCCUGGAGAUCUGCUCCCCGACCUAGGCCCUGCUGCUUCCACGGCCACCCCUGCCUUCCCCGGGCCCUCCGCCUUCUGGCAGGAAGACUUCAAGAUGUGCAAAUCCGCCUUUAAACUGGACUCAGACUCUGAAGAUGAAGACACGCACUUCUUCUCGGUGGAUGAGUCGGGGGUCCCACAGCCUCCUGCACCAGAGCCGCGGAGUCCCCGUACCCAGAGCACUUUCUCCACGCUGGUGACGGUGCUGAAGGGGCGGAUCACUGUUCUGUGUGAGACCAAGGGCGAGAGUGGGAAGAAGCUGGACGACUGCCACGGAGAGCUGGUCCUCGAUGUGACCCAGGGCACCAUCUUCAGCGUCUCCCAGUAUCUGGGCCAGCCGGGGCUGGGCUACCUCUGCCUGGAGGCCGAGAAGGCGGCCCUCUACCACCAAGCCGUAGUGGACGAUUAUUUGCUGCCUACCCGCCUCGAGGUGCCCAGCUUCACCCCGCCCGCCCACCUGGCCCCGACCAUCUACCCCUCAGAAGAAGGGGUGACGGAUCGGGGGUCUGCGGGCCGCAAGGGCCAGGGCCAGGGCCCUCGUAUGCUCUCCACGGCUGUACGCAUUCAUCUGGAUCCCCAGAAGAACGUCAAGGAGUUCCUGGUUACUCUGCGGCUACAUGGAGCCACCCUUCGCCACCGCAUGGCCCUGCCCAACCAAAGCUGGCACUGCCAGCUCCUGGAUUUCUUGGAUGUUUUGGACGACCCCAUCCUCGGCUUCCUGCCGCCCACGGUCAUCACCGUCCUGCACACGCACCUGUUCUCCUGCGCCGUUGACUACAGGCCUCUCCACCUUCCUGUGCGCGUCCUCAUCACCGCAGAGACGUUCACCCUCUCCAGCAACAUCAUCAUGGAUACCUCCACCUUCCUGCUCAGGUUUAUCCUCGACGAUUCCGCCAUCUACCUGUCCGACAGGUGUGGGAGUGAGACCCUCGACCUGCGCAAAGAUUAUGUCUGUGUUCUGGACGUGGAUCUGCUGGAGCUUGUGAUCAAGACCUGGAAGGGCAGCACGGAGGGCAAACUGAGCCAGCCCCUCUUCGAACUGCGCUGCUCCAACAACGUGGUACAUCUGCACAGCUGUGCCGACUCCUGCGCGCUGCUGGCCAACUUGCUGCAGUACGUGGUGGGCUCCGGGGAUCUGCACCCCCCAGCCCGGCCCCCCAGCCCCACUGAGAUCGCCGGCCAGAAGGUUCAGCUCUCAGAGAGCCCGGCUUCCCUGCCCUCCUGCCCCCCGGCUGAGACUGCCCUCAUCAAUCAGCGGGACCUGACCGAUGCCCUCAUUGAUACGGAGCGGAGCCUGCGGGAUCCGGCCCUGCCUCCAGGUGGUGGGUCCCUGCGGCAGGCCUCUCCUGUGUCCGUUUACCUGUUCCCGGGUGAGCGGGGUGGGGCCCAGGCCCCUCUGCCCCCCGAUAGUGCCUCUGAAAGCGGCCUCGGAGUCAAAGAAGAGGAGGCGGAAGAGGAGGAGGAGGAGGAGGAAGAGGAGGAGGAUGGAGAUGGGGAUGCCCUGGACAGCGAUGAGUUCUGCAUCCUGGAUGCCCCUGGUCUUGGCAUCCCUCCCCGAGACGGCGAGCCGGUAGUGACGAAGCUGCAGCCUGGCUCCAUCACGGUCCGGGAUGGUCACUUCUCUCGCCCCCUGGGCAGCACAGACCUGCUGCGAGCGCCUGCCCACUUCCCCAUGCCCAUCAACCGUCUGGUGCUGCGAGAGGUCUCGCUGAUCUGGCACCUUUACGGGGGCCACGAUUUUGGUCCUCACCACAGCCACAGGACAAAAGCUGGCUUCUCGGGUCCCCGGGGCUCCCCAUCACGGUGCUCUGGGCUCAAUAGGCCCCAGAACUCCUGGCGCACCCAGGGCGGCAGCGGCCGGCAGCACCACAUCCUCAUGGAGAUCCAGCUCAGCAAGGUGAGCUUCCAGCACGAGACUUACCCAACGGAGAGAGCAGCAGCCCCUGGCGCCGAGUUGGGGGAGCAGCCCCUGGCCCGCCAGGUGUUCAUCGUCCAGGAGCUGGAGAUUCGGGACCGCCUGGCCUCCUCCCAGAUCAACAAGUUCCUUUACCUGUACACAAGCGAGAAGAUGCCCCGGCGGGCUCAUUCUAACAUGCUCACUAUAAAAGCCCUCCAUGUGGCCCCCGAGGCCGGCCUGGGAGGUCCAGAAUGUUGUCUCCGAGUUUCCCUCAUGCCCCUGCGGCUCAAUAUUGACCAGGACGCCCUGUUCUUCCUGAAAGAUUUCUUCACCAGUCUGGCUGCUGGCAUUAACCCUGUCAUUCCCAUGGACACAGCAACUGAAGCUCGCCAGGAUCCUACCGUCCGGACCAGUGUCCCUCAAGACAAGCUGCCAGAGGGGGCAGAGAUGAGCAGCUCUCUGGAGACCACAGUCAGUGAGCAGAGCUCCACGUCCACGUCCGCAACCUCCGCUGAGCAGCCCAUUUAUUUCAGGGAGUUCCGAUUUACCUCCGAGGUCCCAAUUUGGUUGGAUUAUCACGGCAAGCACGUCACCAUGGACCAAGUGGGCACCUUCGCUGGGAUCCUCAUCGGCCUGGCCCAACUCAAUUGUUCAGAGCUCAAGCUAAAACGUCUCUGCUGUCGGCAUGGGCUCUUGGGGGUUGACAAGGUGCUGGGCUAUGCCCUCAAUGAAUGGCUACAGGAUAUCCGGAAGAACCAGCUGCCAGGGCUUCUGGGAGGCGUGGGCCCCAUGCACUCAGUGGUCCAGCUCUUUCAUGGCCUUCGAGACUUGCUGUGGCUUCCCAUUGAGCAGUACCGGAGGGACGGACGCCUCAUGCGGGGGCUGCAGCGGGGGGCUGCCUCCUUUGGGUCUUCCACAGCUUCAGCUGCCCUGGAGCUCAGUAACCGGCUCGUGCAGGCAAUCCAGGCCACGGCCGAGACGGUUUAUGACAUCCUGUCCCCGGCCGCCCCGGUCUCCCGCUCGCUUCAGGACAAACGCUCGGCCCGGAAGCUCCGCAAGGGGCAGCAGCCGGCCGACCUUCGGGAAGGCGUGGCCAAGGCCUACGACACCGUGCGAGAGGGCAUCCUGGACACGGCCCAGACCAUCUGUGAUGUCGCUUCCCGGGGUCACGAACAGAAGGGGCUGACGGGGGCCGUCGGGGGCGUGAUCCGCCAGCUGCCCCCCACGGUGGUGAAGCCGCUCAUCUUGGCCACCGAAGCCACGUCCAACUUGCUGGGAGGGAUGCGCAACCAGAUCCUGCCCGACGCCCACAAGGACCACGCGCUCAAGUGGCGGUCAGAGGAGCCCCAGGACUGAGGGGGACGAUGGGGUCCGGCUGCGGGGACGAUUGCGUCCUGCGCCCGCGGGCCUCGGCUCUCUGACCGGGGGACGUUCUCGGCCACGGGGCUACCAGGGUGGCGCAGGAAGACGCCCCGCCUCGAAACUGACUCCGAGUCCCCCGCCCACCCCGUCCCCGUCCUUGGGGCCUGGGCUGAGGAGUCCUUCUGCCCGAGGAGGAGGAAGGGGCUGGGGGACGUCCUGGGCCCGAGCCCCUGCUGCUGCUGCCUGGCCCCAGGACGCACAGACUCUCCCCCUGGGGUCCCUCCUCCAGCCAAGUUCCGUGUUACGAUGGGGGGAGGGCCGGGCCUGGGACACAUGUGGUUCCGUGUAUCACUUUCCAAGCCCUCGGGAGUGGGGGCCGCGGCUUCUGCAUGAUGAGGAAUAAAUUGUGCCCAUAGCCGCCA